AUGGAGGGAGAGACAGGUGAGAGUGAGAAGGCAGCAAUAAAGAAUAAAGAUGAGAAUCCGGCUACAGUGUCGGAUUGCUCAUGCAGUAAGAAAACGGAUAAGGAAGUUUUUGCCACAUCAAAAGAAGAAAAAAGAGGAAAGGAAAGACUUACAAAGGAGGAGUUAAGGAGAGAAAGAUCGGGCUCGCUCAGCAUACUGGAGUUUAUGACAAGUAAUAACAGUACGGCAUGCGAGUUAGCAAAAGCCAAGAGGAAAAGAGAGGAAAACGAACAACGUACGAUGGAAAUUUUCAAGAGAGAUAACAAGACAGUGAGAACGCCACCAGGUAUGGACAAAGCGAAGGAUGGAGCCGGUGUGGUAGGUAAGAAGAGAGAAAAGGAAGGAGUUCUGUCAGCAACAAAGAAGGAUGAGGAGGACGGUUCGCUACUAGCAGUCUUGAGAGAGAUUAGAAACGAAAUAAGGGACCUGAGGGAAGAGAUGAGAGAGAUGAGAGAGAGGAUAAACGUCUUAGAAAAGGGUCGGAGAAAAAAAGAAAAAAAAUAG
Molecule: messenger RNA, 543 nt
Organism: Temnothorax curvispinosus
Lineage: Eukaryota; Metazoa; Arthropoda; Insecta; Hymenoptera; Formicidae
Exons: 1
Coding region: 1-543 (180 amino acids)
Source: RefSeq, a predicted model, not a curated record